AUGAUCAUUACAUACCCAAUGGAAGGAGUACGAGAGAUGUCAGAUGAUGCCGAUUAUCACGAACCGGGGGAAAUACUCCAGCUUCAAACGCGACGUCAGACAGAAGAAGCCCUUCGCAGUUCUUAUUCGCUUACGGAGAAGUUCUGGAAAGUUUGGAAGGAACAGUACCUCACAGCUCUGCGAGAACAACACAUACGAACCUUACGUGGGAAUCCCGGAACACCAAAACAAUCGGAACCCGACCAAGUAGUAUUAAUAGCCGACCAAAAUGCAUCGAGAAACACGUGGAAAAUAUGGUGUGUAACAAAAGUCAAAGCUAAUGCAGGCGUAAUACGGGAAGCGGAACUGAUGCUACCAAAUCGGCGUACUAUCAGACGCCCCAUAAAUCAACUUAUCCCACUCGAAUUCACGGGUACCUCAGGGGAUCAGGAGGAACCGAAAAGACAAGAAGGGGACGGAAAUGAAUCGCGGGAAGAACCAUGGCUAGAGCCGCAGCAGCACGAAAUAAGACACGGACAUGAUCUGAGGAACCGAUCCCGAGUGAACUAUCACAAGUUACACCACGGAACAGUGUGGACGAAUACAUCACCUACUUCGACCAUAGUGGCACAGCAUCAGGAUCAAAUCGACCUUCAUACAAGUCACGGAUCUCCUACACACUCUCCCAUCUCGCGGGCGGGAGUAUAG
Molecule: messenger RNA, 687 nt
Organism: Necator americanus (New World hookworm)
Lineage: Eukaryota; Metazoa; Nematoda; Chromadorea; Rhabditida; Ancylostomatidae
Exons: 1
Coding region: 1-687 (228 amino acids)
Source: RefSeq, a predicted model, not a curated record